GCAAUAGCGCGGUUUAUCCGGAGUUCAUGGAGCUGGCAGAGCUAGGCCAAGGCUAGCUAGGGCUGUCGGAUUGUCACGUGAUUGUACUUUGGUGACAGCUGUGCGUGUAUGACAGCAGCUUUCGGGUGUCGCGGGACGGGCUAUGCGGCCGUGCGAUGACCGCUACCUUGGCCUGCGAUGUGUCGGAGAAGAAGAAAGCGGACAGCAAGCGUGUCCACUACGCCCCCUUGGCCGGCGGCCAGAACCCGACGGGACGAAAGAGGAGCACAUGCCGCCGAUUCCCGUCUCGAUAUGUGCUCAGCCUGCUGCUCUUCUGGGGCUUCUUCCUUCUCUACGCUCUGCGUGUCAACCUCAGCGUGGCCAUCGUGGCCAUGGUCAAUGGCACGGCCGUGCUAGCAGCCGGGACCACAUCCCACGGCGCCGACUGUCCCGCCCCCGAUGGCUCCUUGUACAAUGCCACUGCCGACCCAGAAACGGCCGGUGGUGAGUUUAACUGGGACGAACGGACGCAAGGUGUCGUUCUGGGUUCCUUCUUCUAUGGGUAUGUGCUCACCCAAAUUCCCGGUGGUCGGCUGGCUGACCGCUUCGGCGCCAAGAGGCUACUUGGCGCAGGCAUCCUGGUGACCUCGUUGCUCACCCUGCUCACACCAUUCGCUGCACACAUCAGUCCAGCGGCUCUCAUGGUGCUGCGCUUUGGUGAGGGCAUCUCUGAGGGUGUGGUGUUUCCCUCGUCUCUGGCAUUGCUGUCGCACUGGUCACCAGCGCACGAGCGGAGUCGGCUGGUGAGCCUGAACACGGUGGGCACUGCGGUGGGAACCGUGGUCACCCUGCCACUCACCGCCCAGCUCUGUGCGAGUACCUGGGGCUGGCCUGGCAUUUUCUACCUCCUUGGUGUGCUUGGCUGUGUGUGGUUCCUGCUGUGGAUGUACUUGGUGUAUGAGUGGCCCGAGAUGCACCCAGGCAUCUCCAAUCGCGAGCUGCAACAUAUCCAACGCUACCGGGGCAGCUCCUGUGCUGCUCAGCAGCCGCAUGGAGUACCAUGGGGCCGCCUUUUGAGGUCGCGCAGUGUCUGGGCCCUGGGUGUGACCAUGUUCUGUGGCAACUGGGGCUUCUACCUGCUGCUCAUAGAUUUGCCAAACUACCUUCGUGGAGUCCUGCACCGGCCCAUUGGAAGCAAUGGCUACGAGAAUGCAGCUGUGCACAUAGCUGGUGCUGUGAGCAUGUUGCUGUGUGCCCCCAUAGCCGACCUGCUUCGCAAGCGCCAGACGCUUUCUGUCACUGUUAUUCGCAAGCUGUUCCAGACCUUUGGCUUACUGGGCCCAGCGGUGUGCCUCUCACUGGUUCCCCUGGUGGGCUGCGAUGCAAGGGCAGCAAUCGUGUGCCUGGUCUCUGGCAUGGCCCUGUACGGGUUCACUGUCGGAGGACAGAGCCCACUAGCCCUGGACAUUGCACCAGAUUUUGCAGGCACGGUGAUGGGCAUCGUGAACUGCAUGGGCAACCUGUCAGGCAUGCUGGCACCCCUGGUGACUGGCUACAUCAUCGAGCACGAUGAGAGCCUGGCACAGUGGCGCAAGCUAUUUCUGCUGGCAUCGGCCAUCUACACUUGUGGUGCGGUGAGCUUCGUGCUGUUUGGCUCUGCCAAAGUGGAAGAGUGGGGUGUGGCACCCACCAAGAAGAACAGCCUGAUGAGCUUCCCACACCCGGAGUCAGACUCGGAAGAAGAGCCCGAGGACUUCCACGCCGUGGCUGCCGAGAUGCACCUAAUGUGAUUGCACCCUGUGAUGCACGUUGUCACGUGCGAGUUCUCCUCACAUGUGUUGUUACAAACCGGUGAAUACCUGCAACGCACUAUUUAUAGUCAGCGUGCGAAGGCCUCCUGUGAUGCACCAACGCGACGUCGCACACGUGGCAAUCUGGAUUCUUCCCAUGUCAUGGAAGUUUCUAAGAACACUGCACAAAUCGUGCUCGGUCUUGCUAGUUAACUGCAGCUAGCCGGCUGGUUAGACAUGUCAUAUUGCAACAUUAAGCUUGCAGGAAAGGUAUACGAAAUGUUUAGUGGAGCGAACCGAAGGCGUCCUUAUCUGGCUCUCAGCAUGACGACAUGUCUACUGCCUGGCUAGCUGGCAGUCCAACACCGACAGACUUGGUUCCUCUUCUGCGAUGCACACCGCUGUCACCGCACAUCUCGUCAGUCAAGGUGUCUCAUUGUACAUCCCACCUAAUCUUUCUUUAUUUCGUUUUAUUUUUUAUCCCAGUGAUCCAGCACAAUUUGCACAUUAAUUUAGGAGUGACAUAUGGAGAAAACUGCCCAGUUUGAUGAUUCCAUAGAAUUGUUGUGGACUCUGUAGUAUCAUAGUUGAUUUGGUUGCUUGGCAGUGUGAGAUGUGAACUUGCAGUAAUGCCCUCAGUUGUCAAGGCAAGUGAAAAAAUGGGGAAACUUUCUUAAACCAACAAAUUAUCUUGCUUUGAGAAAAUACUCCAAGAAAGUAAAAGCGUUUGCUACACCCUGUCCCCCUAAAUGUAUCGCAUUCUAUGGUGUGGGACCACGAAAGAUCAAGUGUACCGUUUUUGUUUGACUAAUCCUUUGUGCAGAAAACAUAAACCCUGAAACACAAUAGGUUGUUGAGUUUCUAGCGUAUGCGGCAUUACAAGUUGAUCGGUGGAGUGCGUUCUGUUAUGGGUUUGCACAAACAUGGAACAAAGAGUGGGGUGAUGCGAAUUCCUGGUAAUAUUUGGAUGUGUUUUUAUCGCUAAUGCCUUGCAAGUAUCGUGUGUUUUCUAUUUCUUUUUUUUUCUUUUUCUUUUUCCAAUGACAGCAGUCAACUGAUGCGUGGUGCUUUCAAAUCUCCAGUACUUCCACUGUUGUUACACGGUGCUUCACUCACGUUUACAGAUUCUCGUGUCACGUGGCGUAAAUGAUCUGCGUGGCAUGAAAAUGUAGCUCAAAUGUCGGACAAGGCUUGCGCAUCUUCGGAAAGAGUCUUUCAUGAGGCUCAAGAGUGGCCCAGUUUAGAUGCUCUUCAACUGUUCCGCAUACCGGUGAAUCUGUGGUUGAUGUUUUAUUCUCUGGAAAGUGGUUUUUAUGAGUCUGAGAUUUAUUUUAUUUUAGGGUGUUAAGGUGUUAAAAUGUUGAAAUGUUCCAUACUUGUUAGGUUGUUUUUACACCAAUGUACAUUCCUCUUGUUGCCCAUUUUUAAAUUAAAGCGUACCGAUUGUCGACGACACCAUA
This is a messenger RNA of Rhipicephalus sanguineus (brown dog tick), 3229 nucleotides long. RefSeq names its product sialin. The transcript has 10 exons. Bases 156 to 1769 code for a protein of 537 amino acids. NCBI's taxonomy places the organism in Eukaryota, Metazoa, Arthropoda, Arachnida, Ixodida, Ixodidae. Gene Ontology annotation, molecular function: transmembrane transporter activity. The record is from RefSeq and is a predicted model, not a curated record. Gene Ontology annotation, biological process: transmembrane transport; monoatomic anion transport.